Messenger RNA from Mya arenaria, 1846 nucleotides. RefSeq names its product ethanolamine kinase 1-like. Gene Ontology annotation, molecular function: ethanolamine kinase activity. Gene Ontology annotation, cellular component: cytoplasm. Lineage: Eukaryota; Metazoa; Mollusca; Bivalvia; Myida; Myidae. The transcript is spliced from 11 exons. The record is from RefSeq and is a predicted model, not a curated record. Bases 397 to 1533 code for a protein of 378 amino acids. Gene Ontology annotation, biological process: phosphatidylethanolamine biosynthetic process.
GUUGAAGGCAUAGUUUCUUAAGUGAUUUUUGUUUUAGGACUUACCGGUACUUAAAAUGUUGUAAAUGACAACAAUUAAUGAAUAUGUUAACUUUAAACUUUUCUAUUAUAAGCCGUCAAAACUUCUCAGUGCUGUACCAAGUUCAUUUUUUGUAACUGACAGAAUAUUCUAACUAUUGUACAGAUUAUUAUGGUCUGGUGGAAUAAUGUUAAUGCUUUUGGAUUCAUUUUUGUGUUAAGUACAGGAUAUAUCUUUAAGUCAUAUUUCAGUGUGUUUUAUUUUUGUGUGUUUGUGUUUUCUUCAAGAACAGCAUCAAUGACAGCGAUAAAAGAUUUAACUCAUGCAUACACUUUCAUCUUGCACAACGUCACUUGAAGGCUAAAAACACAUCUGAGAAUGACGGGAGGAUGCCUACAUCACGAUAUUACUAUUGAUGUGGAACACAUAAGACAAAAUUAUUUGUGUGAUGAUGUUAGAACUAUCCUGAAAGGGAUACAUCCGGAAUGGUUUACGGAGAGUAUCGAACACAGGAUAAAAUCUAAGGUAUUUAGCGGCGGCAUUUCCAACCAACUGUACGGUUAUUACCUGGACCAGUUGACAGAGGACGCUGUAUUAAUACGCAUAUAUGGGGUCGGUACAGAACAUUUCACUGACAGACCCUUGGGAAACAAAAUAAUUAUGAUGUUACACGAACGUGGCCUUGGCCCGCCGCUUUACGCGACGUUCAACAACGGGAGUGUAUACGGUUACGUUCCCGGAAAGACGCUGGACAACGACUCUUUACGGAAGCCCCACAUACGCAAAUUGAUAGCGGAAGAGAUAGUGAAGAUUCAGAGUGUGACAUUGGACGACCGCGACCGGAAGCCGGCUCUUUGGGACCGGAUGUGGACAUUUUGGGAAAACGGACCGGACAGCUCCGUCAACAAUCCAGAGCAGAAUGAUAAGCUUUGGGCCAGUAUUCCGCCUAAGCACGUUCUGCUGCAAGAAAUGAAUGCCACCCGCGCUCACCUGGAACACGUUGAUUCCCAAAUAGUGUUCUGCCACAACGACCUCGUUACCCACAAUAUAGUGUACAACAAGGACAAUGAAACGGUGACCUUUAUAGACUACGAAUUUGCUAUGUACAACCCCGAACAUUACGAACUGGGCAACCAUUUUAACGAGUAUGCAGGGCUCGAGGAUUUAGACUUUAGCCGAAUUCCUGACAAGGCUUAUCAGAUAGACUGGCUGAGACAUUACCUUCAGCAGAAGGCGAAAUGCCAAGGUCGCUCUCCAAAUGACGUCACUGACUGUGACGUAGAAAGAUGCUACGUGUUGACUAACAAGUUUACAUUGGCUUCCGAUUUAUUGUGUGGUUUAUGGGCUUUGGCUCAAACAAAGCAAUCCCUAAUCGACUUCGGGUAUUUAGAAUACGCCAAGAAGAUGUUUGACCAUUAUUUCUCAAGAAAGGAUGAACUAUUCGCACUCUCGGUUCAUGAGGAUAAACAAGAUCAAGGAAUGUGCGAUUUACGUUCAAAAGUGGAGAGGAUUUAAGAUAAACGAUGUAAAAAUUAGGACAUAUCCACUAAGUUAAAUUUAUUCGCUAAUAUGCUUCAUUUGUACAGUAAUUUCAAACAUCUGUUUUUUUAAAUCACGGUUCCGCCAGAGUCAAAUAAAUACUCUGAGUGAGCUUUAUUUUUAUUACGAUGUCAGUCGUCCAUAUUUUUUUCUCCCACCAAACAGUUUCGAUGAGGGCUUAUAUAGGAGUGUGCUUGUCUUGUCCGCCAGAUAACACAUGAAACGGUCGACGGAUUCAAAUAUAUUUUGGAAUAUAUGUUGAACACCAUACAAUAAAGGUGAAACUUGA